AUGGCGUUCAAUGAGCAGUUCCACUUGGAGACCGGUGUCGGUCCUAGACGAGUGCGCCCUUCCCGCCUGUGGGAAAAACGUCACAUGCUAAAGACUUCUGCUAGAUGGGUUGUGAAAGAGGCCCGCCCGAUCAGCUUGCGCCAGCUCAUGGUUUUCGGCCGCUCCCUUACUGAAUCACGACUCUUGAGCUCUGCGAACUAUGUUCGAACUGAGCUGCCGGCUCGAUUAGCGCAUCGUAUCCGAGAUAUGCAACAACUGCCCUACGUCGUCGUCACGAACCCCCACAUUAAAGAAGUCUACGAAUUAUACAACACUGCAUUCGAUACCUUUCGCAAGAUCAAGGAGAUCAAGACCCUGGAGGAAAACGAAAAAUUCUGCCAAGUCAUCAGCGGGAUGCUCAAGGCGCACCUCACUGUCAUACCCAAGCUAUCCAUGGGCAUCUUGGAAAGCAGAGGCAGCAUGGACGCCAAGGAUCUUGACAAAUUUAUGAAUACCGUUUUGCGAUCUAGAAUAUCUAGAAGGGUCAUUGCAGAGCAGCACCUCGCCCUCACCGAAACCUACCACUCCCCCUGGUUCUCGCCGGGUGCAAAGCUCUCCGAGUCGGAGUUCAUCGGCGAGGUCUUUAUAAAGUGCAUCGCAAAGGACGUCAUCGAGCGCUGCACCCGCGCCGUCCAGAGCCUCGCCCGUUCCACCUACGGCCAGGACGUCCAGGUCCCCGAGAUCAAGGUCGAGGGCCACCUCGAGUCCAGCUUUCCCUACAUCCUGAGCCACCUCGAGUAUAUCAUCGGCGAGCUCCUACGUAACUCCGUCCAGGCCGUCAUAGAGCGACGGCAGAGCGGUAAGGCCAAGGACGACGGGAGACCCCCGCCCCCCAUCGAAGUGACCAUCUGCGAGGCGCAGCACCACGUCAUCAUCCGCAUCUCCGACCAGGGCGGCGGCAUCCCGCACGAGGAGCUCCCCUACCUCUGGUCCUUCUCAAAGGGUCCGCAGAGCCAGCGCCGGCUCGAGAACCUCGGCCGCGUCCCCAAGCUGGCCGCCACCAUGCAGGAGCUCCACGUCUCGGACGAGCUGGGCCGCGCCGACAUGAAGACCCCCACCAACCAUCACAACCAUAACCACGGCAACUCCCUCGCCUCCAUGACGAGCCGGCCGCCUGAUCUGCGGUUGGGUAUGGGCUUGCCCCUGAGCCGAGUCUACGCCGAGUAUUGGGCGGGCAGCCUCGAGCUACACAGCCUCGAAGGGUACGGAGUGGACGCCUUUCUUCAGAUUUCGAAGCUGGGCAAUAAAAACGAGCAGUUGACUACCAGGGCGACAAUGGAUGCAGUAUAA
Colletotrichum orchidophilum is the source of this 1329-nucleotide messenger RNA. RefSeq lists its product as uncharacterized. Bases 1 to 1329 code for a protein of 442 amino acids. Gene Ontology annotation, cellular component: mitochondrion. The transcript is spliced from 3 exons. Gene Ontology annotation, biological process: regulation of glucose metabolic process; protein phosphorylation. The record is from RefSeq and is a predicted model, not a curated record. Lineage: Eukaryota; Fungi; Ascomycota; Sordariomycetes; Glomerellales; Glomerellaceae. Gene Ontology annotation, molecular function: pyruvate dehydrogenase (acetyl-transferring) kinase activity.